Haliaeetus leucocephalus (bald eagle) is the source of this 2323-nucleotide messenger RNA. RefSeq names its product nucleolar protein 4-like (gene NOL4L). The record is from RefSeq and is a predicted model, not a curated record. The transcript has 12 exons. The coding region runs from base 1 to 1599 and encodes 532 amino acids. Lineage: Eukaryota; Metazoa; Chordata; Aves; Accipitriformes; Accipitridae.
AUGCAUGUGGAGAGCUCAUCGGAGCCGGGCAAAGCACCCAAACAUGCCGGGCAGAAGAAAACCUACCGAGCGAUUGCAGAGACCUAUGCUUUUCUCCCGAGAGAAGCUGUGACCAGGUUCCUGAUGAGUUGCACCGAGUGCCAGAAGAGGAUGCAUUUCAACUCCAACGGACUGGAGCCCAAAGAGAGUGAACCACCUUCCUCUUUGGUUUCUGGGAUCAUUGACUACAACAUGCCCCUCACCUCUACUUAUUUGAAGCAAAUGAAGCUGCGGGUAAUGAAUUCACAGGAACAGGAUGAGACAUCGGUGAGCAGCGAGGACUUUGAUAUGAACGACUCCACAUGGAUCUCAGCUGACCAGCACCUGAACUCCAGCCUGAGCCCCAGCCAGGACGAGAGCAUGCGCAGCCCACAGAACCUGCACGGCCACGAGGACGAUGACUCCUCGUCAGAGAGCUGCAGCGGGAAUGGCUCCUCCACCCUGAACCCCUCCACCUCCAGCAGCACGCAGGGCGACAGCGCCUUUCCCGAAAUGAACGGAAAUGGCACGGCGGCCCCCAUGGACUUCACCACCUCCGCCGAUGACCAGCCCAUCAACCUCUGCGACAAGCUCGCGCCUGCCCACGUCACCCCUUCCUACCAGUCGGACAGCUGCAGCGCUGACGGGCUGCGCAGCAGGGUCAAGUACGCGGUGAAGACAACGGCAGAGUCCCCUCCAUACAGCUCCGGCAGCUAUGACUCCAUCAAGACAGAGGUCAGCGGCUGCCCCGAGGACCUGACCGUUGGCAGGGCCCCCACGGCCGAUGAAGAUGAUGAUGACCAUGAUGACCACGAAGACAACGAUAAGAUAAAUGACUCGGAGGGGAUGGACCCAGAGAGGCUAAAGGCCUUCAAUAUGUUCGUGCGCCUUUUCGUGGACGAGAACCUGGACCGGAUGGUUCCCAUCUCCAAGCAGCCCAAGGAGAAGAUCCAGGCCAUCAUCGAGUCCUGCAGCCGGCAGUUUCCCGAGUUCCAGGAGCGGGCACGCAAGCGUAUCCGCACCUACCUCAAGUCCUGCCGCCGCAUGAAGAAGAACGGGAUGGAGAUGACCAGGCCCACGCCGCCGCACCUGACCUCAGCCAUGGCAGAGAACAUCCUGGCCGCCGCCUGCGAGAGCGAAACGCGGAAAGCAGCCAAGAGGAUGCGGCUGGAGAUCUACCAGACCUCCCAGGAUGAACCAAUUGCUCUAGACAAGCAACACUCCAGAGACUCCACAGCCAUCACCCACUCCUCCUAUUCACUGCCAGCUUCAUCUUACUCCCAAGACCCAGUCUACAUCAAUGGAAGCCUGAACUACAGCUACCGUGGCUACGGGUCCCUGGGGGGCACACUGAUUAGCCUGGCAUGGAAGUCCUCUGCUGGUCCGACCGAUCUCAGCAUGAAAGGUGGGGCCUCCAGCACGGCCCCCUCCAACAGCACCAGCAGGGGAAUGCAGGCUGCCCAGCUCAGCCCCACGGAGAUCAGCGCAGUGCGGCAGCUGAUCGCCGGCUACCGAGAGUCGGCGGCGUUUCUGCUUCGAUCUGCAGACGAACUGGAAAACCUCAUUUUACAGCAGAACUGACUCCCUGUGUCUGCAUCGCUCCUCUGUCGAGAAGACAAUUUAUACCUGCUAGAAAGAGGCUCCCAGCGGUGUCCUGCUCAGGACCACCAUCGUCCUCCCGUGAAGCGGCGGGUACAUGUAGUUUUAGAAGGUGGAAUCCAAAAGACCUGUUUUCUUUUACACUCCAAGCACCUGGGACUUCAGGCACAAGGACACAUUUUUGAACCGUACCAACACCUGUGCGUCCAGCCGACCAGAAGCCAAACCUGUGGCUUGGAAGGAUGUGGGACUUUCAAGGGCAGAAGGGAGCCUGGGGAGGUUUGGGGCUGCAGAUGUAUUUAGAAUAACCUUUGUGGACCCAAAUGUUAGAUACCCAUCCCCAGAUAAUUUCCAAGUCUUAGGUGAGCUGAAUCACAUAUUUAUUGAGAAAUGGACCCUCCUCUCCCCUUAGUAAUUUAUUUUUCUGAAAAUGGAUUCUUUUGAGUUUGUACAGAUUGCCAGUUUUUUGUCUGUCUGAUCAGAAGGAAUUUAUUCCUGUGAAAUAACACAUUCCAUAUCACUACACUACUAAUUUCCAGGCAGCUCUGCCUGUUUCUCUGGGGAGCCCUUGUCCCACAGGGAGCAAGUUUGCCAUUCAGCCGGUCCCAUAGCAGCAGUGGGGUCUAAAUCUCCCGCAGAGACUCGGCAAGCUCGGCAGACCUCCAGCUAGAAGGACGUCUCGCACUCAUUUAAGUCAUUGCAGAUA